Molecule: messenger RNA, 6070 nt
Organism: Scophthalmus maximus (turbot)
Lineage: Eukaryota; Metazoa; Chordata; Actinopteri; Pleuronectiformes; Scophthalmidae
Gene: chl1b
Product: cell adhesion molecule L1-like b
Exons: 30
Coding region: 419-3985 (1188 amino acids)
Biological process (GO): cell-cell adhesion
Molecular function (GO): protein binding
Source: RefSeq, a predicted model, not a curated record
CGGCGGAGGCGCGGCGCCGACAGCCCUCCCACCUCCCACCGCUGGAGGACGAGGACGCGCAGAGAGAGAGAGAGAGAGGGAGAAAAAAAAUCCAACUUUGUGAACGGCCGCCGCGACAGGAGCCGCUCGUGAAGGGUCUGGUGUGAGGGCAGCAGCGCUGUGUGUCCAGAGGCCUCCCCCGGGACCUCGUUACACCCCGUCGGGCUCCGCCGGGUACUGUCAGUGGACUGCUGGGAGCCCCCGGCCGGUGCAGCUACACGACUUCAAAGACCUGGAACCACUUAACACUUGCUUGCAGACGCUUCCUAAGUGACACCACUGUUAAGGUACAGCAUCUUCGGCGCGCCAGAGACAUGAACUGAGGACGCAAGAGGAGAGCACUCGUUUCCGGAGGACUUCUGAGAUUUACAGUGGAACCAUGAGGAGCCCGAGACUGGCCGCCGCGCUGGGCUUCAUCGCCUGUUUCUGUGCCUUAUAUACAACUUCUGCCAUCGACAUCCCACUGGAGGUCUUAAGUCAUGUAAACAUUGAGCAGCUGCCCACCAUCACAGCUCAGUCGCCCAGCUCUCUCAUCGCCUUCCCUUUCGACGAGAGCUUCCCGGUGAUGUGUGAAGCCAAAGGGAAUCCCGAGCCAGAAUUCAGAUGGACAAAGAAUGGCCUGGAAUUUGACCCCUUUCUCGACCCCCGGCUGAUGAAAGAAGAGAAUUCUGGGACCUUUGUGAUACCCAAUAAUGGGAACCUUACAGAGUACCAGGGAAUCUAUCGCUGUUACGCCUCAAACAAAAUGGGGAUCGCCAUAUCGAAGGAGAUUGAGUUCAUUGUGCCCCAUGUUCCAAAGUUUCCUAAAGAGACGCUUGAUCCUGUCAUGGUGGAGGAAGGUCAGCCUUUCAUCUUAGAAUGUAACCCGCCCAAAGGAAUACCACCUCUGCAGAUCUACUGGAUGACUAUCAAUCUCCAGCACAUAGAACAGGAUCAGAGGGUGUCCAUGGGCUUGAACGGGGACCUGUACUUCUCUCACGCGGUGGAGAAGGACAGCAGGAGGGACUACUGCUGCUUCGCCGCCUUCCCAAGAAUACGAACCAUUGUUCAGAAGACCGCCAUGUCCGUCAUCGUCAAGACAAAAAAAAGUGACAUGAGUCCUGAAGCUGCUAAUGCCAUCCUGGAGAGAAGGCCUUCUCUUCUGACGCCCUCUGGUGCCAAAUCAGAGACACAGCUGGUCAAAGGCGAUGACUUGAAAUUGGAGUGUAUUGCUGAGGGAUUUCCAACUCCACAGGUGGAGUGGGUGAAGAUUGGUCAUCAGCUUCCCAUUAAAGCAAAGCUGGAGAAUCACGGAAAAUUACUGAUUGUUCCGACAGUUGGGCAGGAAGACAGCGGGAAGUACAUGUGCAAGGCGAAGAACCGAUUAGGAGAAAGCGUCCACUACUUCACAGUGAGAGUAGAAGAGCCUCCAGAGUGGGUGUUUGAGCCGGAGAGUCAGCUCAGCCCGAUCGGCUCAGACGUGCUCAUCAAGUGCUCCGCCACUGGGUCACCUCAGCCGACGGUAACGUGGAGGGUGAACGGCGUACGCCUGCAGGAUGCCCCGGCAGCCAACAGGAAGUCGUUUGACGACACCAUCUUUUUGCAUAACGCCAAAGUGUCUGACAGUGCGGUGUAUCAGUGCGAGGCCUCCAACAGACAUGGAAGCCUGCUGUCCAACGCAAACAUCAUGAUCAUGAAUCUGCCCCCCAUGAUUUUGACGGAAGAGGGGGAGGAAUACUCUGCUGUAGAGGGGAAGGGAGUGAUGAUGCACUGCAGGGUCUUCAGUUCUCCUCCUUCCACAAUCACCUGGAGCAAAGACGACUCCUCUGAAUCGGUGGACGGGCCGAGAUUUUCCGUUCAUGACAACGGAUCGCUGGAGAUCUACAGCACAGAGAAAGAUGACGCGGGACAGUACACGUGUUUAGCUAAAAACACAGAGGGAUCGUCUGCUAUCGACGCCAUGCUCUAUGUGAAAGAUCCCACUCGCAUAGUCGCGGCCCCGGAGGACCAACAGAUCCUAAUUGGUACCAUGGCCCAGCUCUCAUGCCUGGCAGAGUUUGACAAGGCCUCCAGCAACGACUUUGAGCUCCUGUGGGAAAAAGAUGAUAUAGAGAUAACCCUCAACUACACUGAGAAUUCAAGAUUCUUAAUGGAGGAUGGUAUUCUUCAGAUCAUCAAUGUAAGCCACAGGGACCAGGGUGUGUACACAUGUGUGGCAAGAACUCCAGUGGACCAAGACACGGCCUCAGCACUGCUCAUGGUGUUAGAUGUCCCCGAUGCACCUGACAACUUGCUACUGUCUGAGCGCAAGAGCAAAAGCGUGAAACUGAAAUGGAGCCCCGGGGACGAUCACAACAGCUCAGCCACAGAGUUUGUUAUCGAGUACGAGGAAAGCCAGUGGGAGCCGGGAAACUGGAAGGAGCUGCUACGAGUACCUGGAAACCACAACUCGGCUGUGCUCAAACUCCACGGCCACGUCGACUAUUGCUUCCGCGUGUCUGGAGUUAACACUGUGGGGAGGGGCCCUCCUAGUGAGCCCACAGAGAGAUACAAACCCCCCCCAGCAGCCCCUGACAAGAACCCAGAAAAUAUCAAAAUCGAAGGUCAUUUACCACAUGAAAUGGAUAUCAGCUGGGAGCCCUUGUUGCCCAUUGAGCACAACGGCCCCGGCCUGGAGUACAGGGUGAGUUACAGGAGACAGGACAUGGAGGAGGACUGGAAGGAACACGUGGUGAAGAGACACGCGUUUGUGGUGAAGAACACCCCCACCUUCGUUCCCUUUGAGAUCAAGAUCCAGGCCAAGAACCACCAGGGCUGGGGCCCCGAGCCCAAGAUAGUGACCGGCUACUCCGGCGAGGACUUUCCCUCUGCUGCACCUGAUGAUGUAGCUGUGGAGGUGAUGAACAGCACCGUGGUCAAGGUUAGCUGGAUGCGCGUACACAAGGACAAGCUACAUGGACAUCUGGGAGGAUACAGGAUAAACUGGUGGCGUCUGCGCAGCCUGGUGGACUCAAAGAAAAGCCACGGAGAGAAACACACGCUGACGUUCCCUGGGGACCGGAACCACGGCACGGUACCAGGACUAACUCCCUUCUCUGAGUACAGCCUCAUUGUCAUGACCUUCAACGGGCGGGGCAACGGACCCGGCAGCCAUCCCGUCAACUUCAAAACCCCAGAGGGAGUCCCGGAGAAAAAUCCUGUUUUCAGGGUCACAGAUGUUCAGAAGCACACCAUCUCUCUGGUCUGGGACCCGCCAUUGGAGCCCAAUGGGAUUCUCACCGGGUACCUCCUCAAUUACCAGCUCAUCAACGACACGGAGGAGGUGGGGCCCCUGCAGACGGUAGACAUCAGCAACCCUCUCACCACCAAGUGGUCCCUGCGCGACUUGGAGCCCCUGAGCAAAUACAAGGUCUACCUUCGCUCCUGCACCACGGUGGGCUGCGGGCCAGUUGUCAGCGAGGAGACCACCACAACCCUAGAAACAAGCAAGUCAGCUUCCCCCACACCUCCAAGCACUCGCAAGUCCCCAGUGACCAAACCCACUCGCUCCACCAUAGGUCUGGCCAGCAUCCACGCAGGAAUAUCCACCCAGGGCUGGUUUAUCGGCCUGAUGAGUGCCAUCGCUCUCCUCACACUAAUUGUGUUGAUCGCCUGCUUUGUCAACAGAAAUAAAGGAGGGAAGUAUUCCGUGAAAGAAAAAGAGGACCUUCACCCUGACGUGGAGUCCCAGGGCAUGAAUGACGACACAUUUUGUGAAUACAGUGACAACGACGAGAAGCCACUGAAGGGCAGCCAACACUCACUGAGCAGAGAGAUCAAAGCGGGGGACAGCGGGGACAGCCUGGUGGACUACGGCGACGAGGACGCGCAGUUCAACGAGGACGGCUCUUUUAUCGGCGAGUAUGCGGGCCGAAAGGAGAAGAGGGUGUCCGCUGAGAUCAAAGCCACCGCUCAGACCCCAGCGUGAAGAGCGGAACCGCCAUCCAUCUCCCUUCAGAGGCCGUUUUUCAUUAGACCCACUGGGACGAACAAAUGAGAGAGGGAACAGAACAUUAUCCAUACUGAGCACAAGUUUUGUGUCAAAUGUAAUGCGUCAUUGCCAACUGCACACUGCCAUUCCCAUUUUAUGAAGCUCUGUUUUGUCAAGUUGCAACAAAAGGACCAUUACUAAAUACUGUGUAUAUAUACUGUAUAUUCUAUGUGCGGAGUGUCUUUUUUUGUAUAAUUGUUAUUACACAGAACAUUUAGAGGACUUGAAUUUUCUUUUUUUCUCUCUCUCUCUCCAUCACUUCAGCUGCCGUACUGUUUGUACAAGUGUUACUAAAAUUUCGCUCCCCAUUGCACAUUGUUACAUGAAGCCUUGCCUCUCAUGUCAUCUUGUGGCAGACCUCAGACGAGUGGGAAAAUCAAGUUGAUAUUUUUCAACCGGAGCAAAUAUUACUGACCUUUUAUAUUUGAAAUGGAUUCAUUAAAUAUGAUGUGAGAUGUGUAUAAAGGUUGCUUAUUAACUUAUUUUUUUUCCAGUGGUUUUAUACCUGACAAUAUAACACGGAAAUCUACAUAUCGUUUUAUAUCAUAAACAUUGGUUCUUGAACCAUAAACCUCCCUUUUACGUUAAAGGAAAAUAUAAUUUAGUUGUUGUGCCUAUUGAGAUCCAUUGGACUGUAUAAAUUGCAAAACUUAGACUGUGCUUUGUAAGAUAUUUUCAAAAAUAUAAUCGAUUUCAGGUGACUUUGGUCCUGAUAAUACAGUAGUCAGAACUUUACAGUUUCUCUUUUACAGUUUGUAGAUACAUUAUUUUAUAUGACAGCUGCCAAUAGCUGUUGUUUGAAAUGUUGACACAAGCUAAGCUUUCUCUCAAAUUGACCCCCUGAAAAGUCCACGUAAGUUUUAUAGGAUUUGUUUGCAAUUGUGGUAAACCACACCCAGUGGUCUGUUAGCCUAGCUUAGCAUGAAUAUAGGUAACAGGGAAAUAGCUAGUGUGGCACUGCCUUAAAGUAAGAAAAUCGCCUACUAGCACCGUUGAAGCGGUGGAUUUAAUAUCCCUGGACACGGUCAGACUUCGAGCUAAUCCAAGUUAAUUGUUGCUUAAUUUUAAGAACAUAUCAGAGUGUUCUACUCAUUGCAAGAACGUGCAUAAGCAUAUUUCCCAAGAAUUUAAACCGCCCCUUUAAAGGGGAUACAGUGGUGAUUUUGUGUUGUGCAUCCAAGGUAUUGGAAGAAUUGGGCAGAGACAUUAAAAGCAGUGGUCAAAAUUGUAGAUGCAGGAGCCAAGAUAUCCUGACUUUUGAUUCGUGGGUCGGGCUCCAAAAAAAAAAAACGGAUCCCACGUUUCCCAAAAGGCAACUCGAUAGAGCUUUUCUUCGGGAAACGAGACGUUUUGUCCAAAUUCCGGGGCACCCGUUAUUAAAGCAGGCUUUUCUCUUAAUAAAUGCAUAGUCUCCAAGUCCAGAUACCCCGACCGGUAACACAAUGGAAUCAUCAGGGUUACUUCGCAAAGUUGAAUCCAGAGAACACAGAGGACAUUUGUAUUUGUAGGCUGAGUAGUCCUCUGCAUGGUCAGGAAACUGACUUCAAUGUGGGAAGUUGUCGGGAGUGCUCCUUUAGUAAGAAAGGCAUCAUACCUGCAAUGGAUUAACAUCUUGUAAUCGAAUGACUGUGUGAUUACAUGUUUGAUAUCCACCAACGGUUUGCUGAUUCAAUAUCAGUCCUAACAAUACUCUGUUAAUAUACCACCUUUCAAAACACAGUCACCAUGUUCACAACAGUCGCAAUGUUUUGUAAAAACUCAGCCAUUGCAUGGUUAGAAUGUCCCUUGGUGUUUUUGUGGUCAUUUAAUUGCUUUACUUUCCUACAUUCUGGUUUAUGGUCUGACUGCCAGCUUGGUCACGGCCCAUCGCUGACAGAUUUGAUAUUAUUCAAGUUCUUGUGCCCCCAGAGAAGAAUACAUGACUGAAUCCAGUCAGCAGUAAAAUAUGACUGGAGUGGAAGCCAGUACCUGUGGAAAUGCCCUCAUUGACUCUGAAUAAAACGGCAGAUGUUUGACAAAUUG